AUGGAAGGGGAAGACUUCAGCGUCGAGGUGGGCGUGCGCGUGCUCGUGCGCGGCAAGUACGCCGGGGUUAUCCGCUACGUGCCGGAGCGCCGCACUGCCCUAGUGGGUGUGGAGCUCACCCGUGCACGUGGAGACAACGACGGCUCCACAGAGGACGGCAAGCGCCUGUUCCAGUGCAAGCCACUGCACGGUCUCUUCGUUCGCGAAGAGCAACUCAGUACAUUUUCAGAGGAAGAUGGAGCGGCCUGCGUGUUGCAGAGCGUGUGGCGGAGGUACAGCGCGUCGCAAAAGUUCCGGCACCUCGUGUAUUCGCACGCGUGGAACCUGCUGGACAACACGCAGGAGCAACUUAACCUCAAGCGCUCGGAGCAGUUCAAAACUGCCGAGCACACUCUGGCGCAACUCACCAAGCAACAGUCUCUAACCCGCAGCGUAUCGGAAGUUGCCGUAUCCGAGAUCAAAAUCGACCCGGAGUACGCCGGUCCGCAUCUGGUGUGGCCGCUGGAACUCUCUAACGUGUUAGAGAUCCUCGACUCGUUCAAGACGACCCAAAUUCUGCACUACAAGUACGUGCUGGAAAUUCUCAAGGAAGGCGUUAAGUCCUUCGCCCCUUUGCCGACGUUGCAAGAGAUUACGCUCGUGGAAGGGGAGAAAAUCACAGUCGUGGGCGACUUGCACGGCCAGCUGCAGGACCUUUUCUCCAUAUUCUCUAUAAAUGGGCUCCCCACGCGCACCAACAAGUACCUUUUCAACGGCGACUUCGUGGACCGAGGCAUGUACGGCACCGAGGUGGUGAUGACCAUUUUGCUCUUCCGUCUGCUGUACCCGACCAGCGUCUUCCUGAACCGAGGCAACCACGAGUCCCGUAACCAAAACUCGUGGAUGGGCUUCGAGGACGAAGUGUGGGCAAAAUACUCCGGAGCGGACGAAGACGACUUGGAGCGCCCCGCGCGCGUGUUCGAGAGCUUCCAGACGCUAUUCGAGUCGCUCCCGCUCUGCGCCGUGUUGCAGCAGAAAAUCUUCGUGGUGCACGGCGGCCUUUUCUCUCGGGACAACGUCACGCUGGCCCAUUUGCGGGGAAUUUCACGAAAGCGCGAGCCCCCGCUGCACCAGGUGAACUUUGAGGACAAAAUCUUCGAGGAUAUGCUCUGGAGCGACCCGCGGCCGAUCCAGACGCGUCAACCGUCCGAGCGCGGCGCCGGCGUGGAGUUUGGCGUGAACGUGACCAACAACUUCUGCCUCGUGAACAAGAUCGCGCUGAUCAUCCGCUCGCACGAGUGCGUCAUUGAAGGCUUCGAGAUCCUGCACGGCGGCCGGCUGAUCACGCUCUUCUCGGCGUCGAGGUACUGCGGCACGCAGAUGAACAAGGGCGCGUUCCUGACGCUGGGGCCGGACCUGCAGCCCGAGAUCCAGCAGUUCUACGCGCACUCGAUCAACGAGAGCACGUUCAAGGCGCCCGAGCAGGCGCAGAUGCAGGGCGUGCUGGAGGAGGACACGCUGCGCAUGAUCGCGGAGCGGAUCUGCGACCACAAGGCGUCGCUCUACUGGUACUUCACGCAGCACGACGAGGAGCACAACGGUACGGUGCCGCGCUUGAUCUGGGCGGAGGCACUGCGCUCCGUGCUGCAGUUGGAUCUGCCCUUCCUGACGUACCAGCCCAAGCUCGCGGACCUGGUGGAUGAGACGUCGGGACGCAUCAACUACUCGCAGUUCCUGGCGCGCUACCGGAUCGAGAACGACACGAUGGACAACAGCGGGUGGCAGGAGAGCAUCAUCGCGCUCAUCUGCAAGAAGCUGUACCGCGCCAUGGGGGCCGGCGACAUGCAGCAGGCUUUCAAGGUGUUCGACGCCGACUCGAACGGCUUCAUCGAGUACGAGGAGUUCCUCAGCGCACUCAAGCGCAUGGACACGGGGCUCUCGGACCAGCAGGUGUUCGCGCUCAUGCGCACGGCCGACACCAACGACGACGGACGCAUCGACUUCAACGAGUUCGCACAGCGCUUCGAGGUGAUCUUCACGAACCAGGGCAAGAGCGGAGCAGACUCGACCCAGAACUUGUCCGGCAUGGCAGCUGUGGAGCCGCCUCCGACGCCCAUGGCGCUGGAUUCGGAGGCGUCGACUGAAGGCGAGAAGCCUGAAGCGACUGAGCCCAUCUUCGCGCGUCGCGUGUCCUCCGGAGACGAGCAGUCGACGUUCACACCGCAGCCCGCCACCAACCUCGACGUGGAGACCAUGCAGGCGCUGCUGCAGAUCGGCAAGGCGCUGUUCGCUCGCCGGGGCUCGCUGCAGUAUCACUUCUACCACUUCGACAAGAACCAGGACGGCGUGCUGUCGCGCAGCGAGUUCGAGCACGCCAUCGAGCAGUUGGGCUUCAGCUUUGACGCUGAUCUGAUGGACAGCGUCAUGGCGGCCGUGGACAGCGACGGCGGCCACUCGAUCGACUACAAGGAGUUCGUGACGGCCUUCAGCGUGCAGGACCUCAAGGAGCAGGCGGCGCUCGAGUCGGGCGACCUCACGUGGCAGAACUCGGUGCUGCAGCAGGUCUCGAACGUCUUCUACCAGCACCGCAUCCACAUCCGCAACGCCUUCCGCAUGUUCGACGCCACCAACAGCGGCGUCAUCAGCCGCGACAACUUCCGCACGGGCAUCAAGACGUUCAACGUGGUGCUCAACUCGCCGCUCUCGGACGACCAGAUCGAGGAGCUGUUGUCCUAUCUCGACAGCAACAAGGACGGCGUCAUCAGCUACAAGGAGUUCUUCGACGGCUUCCGCGUGGUUGACGUGCGUGUCGAGGACGACAAGUCCCCAGAGAGCAGCAAGUCUUCGCACGAGGAGACGAGUGAUGAGCCCUAG
Molecule: messenger RNA, 2853 nt
Organism: Phytophthora sojae
Lineage: Eukaryota; Oomycota; Peronosporomycetes; Peronosporales; Peronosporaceae
Exons: 3
Coding region: 1-2853 (950 amino acids)
Cellular component (GO): cytosol; nucleus
Molecular function (GO): calcium ion binding; protein serine/threonine phosphatase activity
Source: RefSeq, a predicted model, not a curated record